GGGGCUAAAGUCUGGGGGUAGGACUAAGAGCUGGGAGUAGGUUUGGAGAGGAACUAGGGAUGGGACUGAGGGCUGGGCCUGAGCGGCCGACCUAAGGUUUAGGCCUGAGAUAAAGAGGUGGUACUAAGGUUAAAGGUGGGACAAAGAGGGGCCUGGAAGGAGCUGGGAGGCCCCGGAUGAAGAGCGCGGCUGAAGCUUAGAUUUGGGCUAAGACAACGCAGAGCCAGGGGAAGGUGGAGGGAGGGAUUGGGCAAGCAUGAGGCGAAGUUAAAGGCUGGAUUGGGGCGAAGCUGAGAUUGGGGUUUACGGUUGGCUCGACCAAGCUGAGGUUCAGGAUUGGACUAAUGCGAGGAAGAGUCUUGUAGAGACGAGAACUGGGCUGAGAGCGAUGUGGGUCAGGACGACACUGAGGAUUGAGAGGUGGACUAAGGAAAAGACUGAGGACAAUGCCAGCAUCUGGGAUGAGAGCAGCACUGACGUAAACAGGUUACCCGGCUGGGGGAGAGGACAUCGGCUGGCUGGUGUGCCAUCUAGCACCGAAGCAUCUACCUUCUCCUCUGAAGGUGAAUUCAAGGACCCGGACAGGUGCUGCUGGAAACACAAGCAGUGCACUGGGCACAUCAUCCACCCCUUCACCUCGGACUGUGGCCACCACAACCUGCACCUGCACCCCGUCAGCCACCGUGACUGUGAUUCUAGGCUGAAGGAUUGCCCAGAGAAGACAAAUAGCGACAACUCCCGAGAUGUGGGCCCAACCUGCUCCCGAGAUGAGGGCUCAACAUGUUUCAACGCCAUCCAGUCCCCUUGCUUUGAGCUCAUCCCAGAGGAAGAGUGUGUGGAGCGGUUCUGGUACGGCUGGGGCAACAGCUACAGGCCUGUCUCUGUGGCAGUGAUCUACCAUCCAGUCCACCAUGACUAUGUGGCAGACGACCUGAAUGAAGAGGAGGAGGAGGAGGAAGGCCAGGCCCCCAUUCCGACCCAGGUGGGGCCCGCCACCGCCACACCCACUGACACAGGCCCGGGCGCCGUCCCAGGUAGCCCAGACUCAGCAGCUCCCGUCACCAUCUGGCGCUCUGAGAGCCCCACGGGGAAGUCCCAGGGCAACAAGGUGAUCAAGAAGGUGAAGAAGAAAAAAGAAAAAGAGAAAGACAAGGAAGAGGAGAUGGAGGAGAAGGUAAAGCCGAAGAAAAAAAUCAAGAAGAGCAAGUUGAUGAAAAAGAAAAGCCCGGUGGAAUCGGAAUCUUUACCUCCAGACUUGAGCCGAUCAGUAAGCCCCAGAGAGUUGACCAGGAUGUCUGAGUCCAGCCCAGACAGCCCGGAGGACCUGGAGAGCGAGGACAGUUACAAGGACCCCAGGCGGGAGGAGCCCUCCAGCGAGGAUAUCGUGGAGUCUUCGUCGCCCAGGAAGAGAGAGAAGAACACGGUCCAGACUAAGAAACCUGGGGCCAAGACCUCACCAGUCAAGAAGGUCAAGAGGAGAUCUCCCCCAGCAUCAAACCCCAAUCUCAGUUGAGGCCAGGGCGUCCAGGGUGAAGAAUAAAUGCGAUCAAGCCUGUAGCAGA
Messenger RNA from Zalophus californianus (California sea lion), 1562 nucleotides. It is a transcript of the gene PROCA1, whose product is annotated as protein interacting with cyclin A1. Gene Ontology annotation, biological process: phospholipid metabolic process; arachidonate secretion. Gene Ontology annotation, molecular function: A2-type glycerophospholipase activity. The transcript is spliced from 5 exons. The record is from RefSeq and is a predicted model, not a curated record. Lineage: Eukaryota; Metazoa; Chordata; Mammalia; Carnivora; Otariidae. Bases 389 to 1513 code for a protein of 374 amino acids.